Molecule: messenger RNA, 1632 nt
Organism: Ziziphus jujuba (common jujube)
Lineage: Eukaryota; Viridiplantae; Streptophyta; Magnoliopsida; Rosales; Rhamnaceae
Product: patatin-like protein 2
Exons: 6
Coding region: 140-1375 (411 amino acids)
Biological process (GO): lipid metabolic process
Molecular function (GO): monoacylglycerol lipase activity; glycerophospholipase activity
Source: RefSeq, a predicted model, not a curated record
CCUUGUUGAGUAGUUCAUAUUCCUCUCAAGCCUGUGUUCUCUCGUUUGCUUCACAAAACCUCUGAGUCUGUCUUGUAUUUUCAGUUCCCUAGCUAAUUCCCUGCUUGCUUUUUUUUUUGGUCUCUGUUGCAUUUUCCUCAUGGAGAGAGCAAGAUCAUUCCUACAGUCUCCAACCUAUGGAAACCUCAUCACUAUUCUUAGCAUUGAUGGUGGUGGCAUAAGGGGCCUCAUUCCAGGAACCAUCCUUGCGUUCCUAGAGGCUGAGCUUCAGAAGCUGGAUGGUGAACAAGCAAGAAUUGCUGAUUACUUUGAUGUGAUAACUGGGACUAGCACUGGUGGCCUUGUGACCGCCAUGCUCACAGUCCCAGAUCAUGAAAACAAUCGUCCUCUGUUCGCCGCCAAAGAUAUCAAGGAUUUCUACCUCGAGCACUGCCCUAAGAUCUUUCCUCAAGAAAGCUUUCCACUUGCUAGUGGAGCCGCAGAGGUGAUUAAAGCUCUAACAGGACCCAAAUAUGAUGGCAAAUAUUUACACAAACUGGUUAAGGAAAAAUUAGGAGACAGACGGCUUCAUGAGACUCUCACAAACGUUGUCAUCCCAACUUUUGAUGUCAAACGCCUCCAGCCAACCAUUUUCUCCAGCUAUGAGGUGAAAAAGAACCCCAGCAUGGAUGCCUUACUCUCAGAUAUCUGCAUUGGAACUUCAGCUGCUCCAACCUAUCUUCCAGCACACCAAUUUGAAACCACAACCCCUGAUGGCAAAGUCAGAGAGUUCCAUCUCAUUGACGGUGGUGUUGUCGCUAACAACCCGGCUUUGGUAGCAAUGAAUGAAGUGAGCAGAGAAAUCCACCAGGGAAAUCCGGACUUUUUCCUAAUCAAGCCAACAGAGUACGGUCGGUUUCUGGUAAUAUCGUUGGGAACUGGUACGCCAAAAGCAGAUGAGAAGUACGAUGCAAACGAAGCAGCCAGGUGGGGUAUAUUGGGGUGGUUGCACAGCCACAACUCCACUCCAUUGGUGGAUAUAUUUACACAUGCAAGUAGCGACAUGGUUGAUUUCCACCUCUCCACCGUGUUUCAAGUCCUGCACUCCGAUAAGCAUUACCUUCGAAUUCAGGACGACACGCUGAGUGGGAAAGUAUCUUCGGUGGAUAUUGCCACCAAGAAAAACUUGGACAGUCUUGUGGAAGUUGGGGAGAAUUUGUUGAAGAAACCUGUUUCAAUGGUGAAUUUGGAGACCGGUGUCUGUGAGCCUUCUCAUAAGGAUACAAAUGAAGAAGCUCUUAGAAGGUUAGCGGGAAUACUUUCUAGGGAGAGAAGGACUCGUGAAGCCAGAUCACCAAGUACCGCAAACAUUUCCGUCACUGCCAGAGUCAUAUAAUUUAAAUAGCUCCUCUUAUAGUGAUAAUAUUUUAGUUAAUUUCAUUUAAUUGGUAAUAAUCAAAUACCUUCUAAUUACACAUAUGCCGUUCAAUAUAUCUGUUUUAGAUGUUCUAGCUAGUUAAUGACAUAUCUUUUGGUUCAUAUCUGUAUUCUUUUAUUUAUUAAAAAAAUAUUUGUAUUCUUUUAUGGAUCAUUGGUAAAAGCGAUCUGUUGUAAUAUAUAGCUCUAAUAAAUUUGUUCUUCUUUCCCCUAUCA